This is a messenger RNA of Cercopithifilaria johnstoni, 3102 nucleotides long. The record is from the annotation of a GenBank genome assembly. NCBI's taxonomy places the organism in Eukaryota, Metazoa, Nematoda, Chromadorea, Rhabditida, Onchocercidae.
AUGGACAGCGGUCAAUCUGCAGAUUCAUGGUGUAGUAGUACCGCUCGAGCAUUGGAUAUUUUCAAUCGACGUAGUUCACUUCUUGCUGUCUCACUUGGUGGAGUUAACAGUGAUACAAUUACAUCGUUAUCUACUUGCAAUCCGCCAAAACUUACCACACCUGCUUCUAAUUCAUCCAGUUAUCAACAUGUUAGUAGUGACAACAAUGGUCAUAGUGAUAAUCCAACGAUGACAUCCUGUUCUGCACAUAGUCUUGCAACAACAUCAGCAUUAACGUCUCCCGAAUCUAGUCAGACUAAUGCAUCUUGGUCACAGUUUGAUUUCCAUACUGCUUAUGAUUCCGAUUGCAACUCACAGGUUGCUCCCGAGCGUGCUAGCGAAUGGCGACCAUGCUAUCCACGUCUAUGUGCUUAUCAUGAUUGUGUAAGCCUAGCAUCGGCCUGGGGACUUGGUCCACCAACAACAUCCCUCGAGCCUCGUCCAACUGGAGCAUCUCAGGCUCAGAGUCCCUGUGAAGAUGAUAUGGGUGAUGGUAAAUCUAAUGAUUUAUUGGCAAAUUGUCCGGCUUUCAGAAAUGAAUUAGGUGGUGAACCAAUUCGUCGGUUGGCUCUUUCUCGUCGUUUCAAUGCUAUUUCAACUGAUGAAUUGAGAAAUCGAAAUGAAACUUGGCAGCGGGAGCAUACAGCAUCCGAAAUCGGUAUUCUGGAAGAUGUUAGCAAUGUUUACCUUGGUGGCAGGUUGUGCGCAGCACGUCAACAAAAAGUUGUCAUUGAACCUCAGGAUAUUGGAGCUUAUUAUUAUCGGCAUUGUUUUCUUGGACGUCCUCAUUGGAAUUUUUUUGGUACCGAUGAAACUUAUGGUCCAAUUGCUGUUUCCGUAGUUCGUGAACAUAUUGAAAGUGAUAUCCAAAAUGUUACCCUUUAUCGGAUGAUUAUCCGGCUCAGUGAUCUUUGUACACUACGAGUUGCAAUACCGGAAGAAGUUAUUUCGGAAAACAAUGCCGAUCAGAAAAAUGUUCGAUCAUUGAUAAAAGAAUUAUUGGAAAUUGCUUGUCCACAAAUAAACGUCGGAAUUCUUCGUCCAGUUAAUCCAUCAUUUACACGAGUGGAAGAUUUACUUGUCAAAAUUGAUGAACAGCCAAUUUAUACUCGAUAUAAAGUUGGCGUAAUGUAUUGCGGCGUUAAUCAAUUCACUGAAGAGCAAAUGUAUAAUAACGAAAAUGGAUCUCCUGCUUUCGAGGAAUUUUUAGAUUUUCUUGGGCAACGCGUACGAUUGAAAGGUUUUGAUCAAUAUAAGGGUGGCCUUGACGUACGUGAUGAUACAACGGGUACACAUUCGAUAUACGUCAAAUAUCAGGCACAUGAAAUAAUGUUCCAUAUAUCAACACUUCUUCCUUUUACUCUAAGUAACAAGCAACAGCUAGCUCGAAAAAGGCAUAUUGGUAAUGAUAUGGUUACUGUAAUCUUCCAAGAGCCUGGUGCUCUUCCUUUCAGUCCAAUUACUGUUCGUUCACAUUUCCAGCAUGUUUUCAUUAUUGUAAGAGCUAAUAAUCCAUGCACUGAUGAUGUGACUUACAGUGUUGCUGUAUCGCGAGCUAAGGAUGUUCCAGCAUUUGGACCUGCUAUACCUCAAGGAGCAACAUUUCCGAAAUCCUCUGAAUUUCAUGAUUUUUUCAUUACAAAAAUAAUAAAUGCUGAAAAUGCGGUGCAUCGCUCAAAAAAAUUCGCAGCAAUGGCAGCACGCACACGCCGCGAAGCAUUGAAAGAAGUCGCAGAAAAUUUUGCUUCAGGUCAUCCAAAUGAUGGACCUGCAAGAAUUGCAAGUCGAUUUUUGGUUGGAUCAGUGAAACGAAAAGAGCGCUUAUUACCACGGCCAAUUUUAAGUGAAUCAUUACAUGGAGCACUUUCAUGGCUUGUUGAAGUUUAUGAUUAUUCACAAAAUCAAUCGAUCACAUGUGUCCUUGGUGUAUCCGGUGAAACUUUGGUUAUUUUGGAGAUGCCAAGCGGUGAAGUUAUUUGUGCAAUACCCACACAUUCUGUUAUUGGUUGGGCCACUACUGAUUCAGGAUUGAAAAUUUAUUUUGACCAUGGCGAUAUGCUACAUUUGAGGUGUUGUACAGCUGAUAACAGUGAUCGGGAAUUAACUUCAUUGAUACGACGUUUGGAGUGUGUUACGAAAGGUGAUGAAGCUAAGGAAGUGCUACAUCGACGUGCACGUGUUUCCGAUAGCUUGGACUUUCAUCUGCAAGAAGAAGGUGUUGUUACCGAUGUGGAAAUGUAUCAUACAGCAUGGCGUUCUGGCCUUCGACAAGGAUCACGUAUUGUUGAGAUUGAAGGUAAACCAAUUGUUACAAUGAAUUACAAUGAAAUAUGUGGCCUGAUGGCGCAUCGUACCUCACUUCGAUUGAUUAUGAUUUCACCAGCAUCCGAUGGUUCACCUCGUAGAGGUUGUGCUGAUCCGCAUUGUCCCGCCGUAAGCGGUGAUGAGCAAUUGUUACUUAUGUCUGAUUCAUUCGCAAAACGAAAUAUGUGCUUUUUCAAUAGUUUUACAAAUAAACAACUUCGUACGCUCAAUCAUUUGGAUAAAAAUAGAAAGCAAUCAAUUAGUUUCGAAGAUGAAUCAUUCGUAAAGAAUAGACAUAAUGCUAUCAAAGAUUUUGCACGUUAUGGAAGACUUAAUUAUGUACACUUUGAAAGACCUGCAGGAAUUGAGCCUGUUCAAUGGAAAACAUUGAAUAACUGUUUGUAUGAAUCUACUUAUAAAGUACAGGGCCGAAUAUUGCGCGUCCGCUCUGAAGAUUCAUUAGUUUCAUCCACAGAAAACUGCUACAAUACCUUUUCCCAAUCGAAAAGCGAUACUUGCAAUCGUAAUCUUAUACCGAAAGUAAAGGAAUCUGGGAAGUUAGUUGCAACUAAUAAUGUUGAAUUGGAAAAGAGUAAAAUGCAAUUGCAAAAAACAUUGCGAGAAAAGCAAGCUUUAGAAGCUAUGAUUUCACGUUUGAAAGAGGAACUCACAAAAGAACGACGUGCCCAUGAAAUGACAAAACUUGAAUUGCAAAAAUUGCAAAAGUAUUUUGAAAUGAUACCAAAUGUGUCGCUGUAA